Messenger RNA from Setaria italica (foxtail millet), 1742 nucleotides. RefSeq names its product ethylene-responsive transcription factor RAP2-10-like. Bases 480 to 1214 code for a protein of 244 amino acids. Gene Ontology annotation, biological process: regulation of DNA-templated transcription. NCBI's taxonomy places the organism in Eukaryota, Viridiplantae, Streptophyta, Magnoliopsida, Poales, Poaceae. The record is from RefSeq and is a predicted model, not a curated record. The transcript has a single exon. Gene Ontology annotation, molecular function: DNA-binding transcription factor activity; DNA binding.
AACAGUAGCAUGUAUUACAAAUUAUUUCUGCUAACGCACCUAGUACUUGUAUAGCGGCAGCAUAAAAUUGCUCGCACAGUUGUCGUCCAUUCCGGAUAGCGUGGCAUGGCAUCGACCUGUCCGACGUCCGGAUGCAAGCUUGCCGGUGGACCUAACAAUUUGCGUGCCGGUGGCGAGGGGGGCUCCCUUCCAAACAGCACAGUACAGUGCUGCCGUCGACGCCCGCCCGCUUCCGCCCCGCGCUAUUUUAUGAUUAUCCCAACCAAACUCUAAUCAUAUCAUACCCCCUCCACCCACAAAAUCCCAAUACAAAUACCACCCAGCAAAUAGAUAGCCCGGGAGGGAAGAGAAGAAAACCACGCCGGCCAGCGCCAAAAGCAGCUACCGAUACCACUCCUGCUGCACAACAGCCCAGCAGGAGGAGAGAGAGAGAGAAAGAAGAGAGGAGAGAGGGCGGCGGCUAGCUAGCUGAUAAGCUCAUGCAGGGCGAGUACCGGUCUUCCAGCGAGGAGUCGGCGGCGGCUGCAGCUGCUGCUGCAGCAGCAGCAGCCAUGGCUCCGUUGGCGGCGGCCGCGGCAGCCGCGGUGAAGAUGGAGGAGCAGGCGGCGGCGAUGGCGGCCGCGCAGGCGCCGGCGCCGCACCAGCAGAUGCAGCCCCGGCGGCAGUACCGCGGCGUGCGCAUGCGCAAGUGGGGCAAGUGGGUGGCGGAGAUCCGGGAGCCGCACAAGCGCACGCGCAUCUGGCUGGGCUCCUACGCCACGCCCGUGGCGGCGGCGCGCGCCUACGACACGGCCGUGUUCUACCUGCGCGGGCGGUCGGCGCGGCUCAACUUCCCCGACGAGAUCCCCGCGCUGGCGAUGGCGGAGGGCGGCGGGGAGCCCGCGCGCGGCGGCGGCGGCGGCGGCGGCGACCCCGACGGCGGCACGCUGUCCGCGGCGUCGAUCCGGAAGAAGGCCAUCGAGGUGGGGUCGCGCGUGGACGCGCUGCAGACCGGCAUGAUGGUCGCGCCGCCGCACCACCGCGAGCGCCAGAGGCACCACCACCACCACCACGGCCACCACCUCCCGCAGCUGCAACUGCACGCCGACGAGGAGGAGCACCGCCAGCAGCAGGAGCAGAAGCAGCAGCAGCAGCAGCGGGCGGCGUGGAGCGGGCGCGCCAAGAACCCGGAUCUCAACCGGGCGCCGAGCCCCGAGAGCUCCGACGCCGAGUGAAGCAGCAGGCAGGCGAGCGAGCGAGCAGCCAGCGGCGGCCACCGCCAAGACUCACUCGACGACGACGUUAUUCAUCAUCCACUCCCUCGACGGCGCCAACGGUCUCCGUCUCCGCUUAUGAUCCCGCGCGUCUACCUCCCAGCCAACCCGUCCAUCCGUCUCCGUCCUCGUCCUGGUCGGCGGGCGGGCGGGCGGGCGGCGGGGCGAAGGGUUUUCGAUCGGUACGUUGUGGAUAAGCACGAGGGAGGGGGGGCAGCUGGCUGGGCCGGGCUUGGGCGGCGUGGGGAGGGCGGAGACGGCGGCCACAAGUGGCGGUCUUUCCAAAUGUCAAAAAGGACAGCUGUAACAGCGAUAAGAAAAACAAGUCAUCAUCCUUCUCUCUCUCUCGUUUCCGAGUAGAUAAGCAGCAGCGAUUAGCAAGCACCUCCCACUAGUACGUUUGGUUAAUCAAAUCGAAUCGGGCCUCGCCUCCGAUCCCCCUGUGUGUGCUUGCCUUUUUCUUAAUCCUUUACCGCUUGACGUGAUCCA